AUGCCUGUUCCCUGCUCUAUCCUCGCCAUGGCGCCGUGUCCCUGCUCCCUCAGUUACAGAAAGUGGCCGCCUCUCUGCUGCUGUCGACCCAAAGCUCAUAGACUCACUCGUUGCCUAGACCCGCCAUCUUGGAGUCAGAGAACUGAGAGUCGGCAGCAGCUACGAGAGAGCGCAAAAGGGGGACACGGGGCCAAGGUGAGAAAGUGUUUUGGAGGUAAUGUGGUGAGGGAGCUAUGGGGUAAGAUGGCCGGGAGGGAGAAAGAAUUAGAUCGCGGGGAUCCGAAAACAGAGGCUUCUGAGACGACCCUCGUGCCUAUUCAAGGGGACGGAGAGGUGCUGGAAAGAUUCCUAGGCCUCGCUGUAACAAGCCAAAGUUGCUUUCCCCGAAAAUGAAUUGUAUUACUAAAAUACUCAUAUGUCCAGGGAAGGUGGUAGCCUUAAAGGGGCAGAACCCAUUUGAAUAACUCAAGAGUGAGUGGGAACUUCAUACCUAAUUAAUUCCAAUGACCAUAAACGCACCAAGAUUGACAGUUAGCCAUUCAAAUGUAACAAAGGCCGGGUUUCCAGACAAUCAAAAAUGUCAAAGUUAGCCUGCUCUUUGAAUAGGAAUUCGGCUGGCCAAUGCCUAUUCUAACCACAACAUGUUACCUUGCUAACGUAGCUGCAUACCUUGACCCUUGAUAUACAUGUCUAUCGUGUGUUGUGUAGGUAGCUAGCUAACGUUAGCCAGCAUGCUAGCUUGUCAUACAAGGUUAGCUGGCCCGAGCUAAUGCUAAGAGCUAACAGGCUAAGGUUAGUAAGCUAAAUAACGGUAGUAUCGCACUUGCAGGCUAAACGUUCAUUUAGCAUUAGCUAGCCAGCUAAUUCACCGUUCAGUUCGACAGCUAGCUAGCUAGCUAGCUAAUUUAGCUGAACAUUCAUCAGUUGUGCUUUGCUCUGAGUGUUAACUGGCAGGCUAGCUACAUUGUAGUACAGUGGCUUGAUUCCCUUUGCAGACACCUGCUCUCAUUAUCACUCAAUCCUCUCUAUGAUUGAACCAUUAAGUAAAGCUAUAAUAACCCACAUUUUCCCACACCUGCAAUAGACAUACAAAGGAUCCACCUGAAUAAAACAUGAAUAAUCUGUUAUAUAAGUUACCUAAAUGUCUAAUUCUCCCUACAGGGUAGUGAGAAUCAAAGUAUUUACAUCCAGAUAGAGAUGUUAUGUGGCAUGAACCUCUUACUCCUGUGGGGAUUUGUGGACACAAUUUCAAACUAGUUGUGACCAUUUAAUGAGUCCAUAGGUCAGGUUAGUUCAGGGUUGGGGUCAAAGAGCACCCCAAAGUCCCUUCCCCAAGCUCAGACUUAGGGUCUUGAAACAUUAAAAACAAAACAUGCCUAUAACUUGAACAUAUUUAGACUCAAUUUCCUCCUAUAUGGACUGUUCAACAAAUCUAAUCAGUUCAACAUAAGCUCUUUCAAUCUGGUACAUGAAAGUGCUUGAAGGUCCACAGUGGGAAUACGUUGAUUAGUUGAUUUUGACAGCUUUGAUUGGUGUUCUGCAGUGUGUGACUUGUGGAUCUUUCUCUCAGUUUCAGGCCUUUUCACAUCUUCUGAACUGACAGUUGUGAUUGGAGAUAAUGAGAUAAUCCAUAUCCCACAUUAGAAAGGUACCAUUGUCUUGUUAAUUUCUGCACAAACAUAAUGUCAGUGUUAUGUUGCAUGCAAAGACUAGCUGUUAGGAGACGACAUGGAGGUCCUGACUGCAAAACACAAUACAAUAAUCUUUAGCUCUAAUAUUACAACUUCCGCUCUACCCCAUGUUGUUUCUCUCUGUCUUCUCACUCUCUCUCCAUCUAAACCCCUACCUCUCUUUUCUCCCUCUUCCUCUCCCCCCCUCUCUCCCCCUUUCUCUUUUUUGUCCUCCUCUCUCUCCCUCUCUCCCUCUCUCCCAUCCUCUCCCCACCCUCUCUCCCCCUUUCUCUUUUUUGUCCUCCUCUCUCCCCCUCUCUCCCCUCUCUCCCUCCUCCUCCUCCUCUCUCCCCUCCUCUCCUCCUCUCUCCACCCUCUCUCUCUCCCAGUGAGUAUCCCUGCCCAAUAGGACCUAAAGGUCUCAGUCCUCCAUGGCGUCUGGGGCUGGGCAGGCAGAGGCCGACGAUGGGGCAGCAUGGUCGUCAUCAGGCCUGGCCAAGCCUCUUCACUCCAGCACCUGGAGAGAUCCCUACGCCUUGACAGCUUCCUCCGCCAGACCGCCUCGUCUUCACAGGACUAUCCGGUAAAGGACUUAUAGCCCCAUGGUGUCAUAUACCCACAAACAGCGGAACAGGGACAUAGUUCCAUGUUUUCCACAUUCCUUUUUCCACAUGGGAUUUAGAACAUUAACUAAGGGCUGUUCUUCUGCCUAACCCGCCUGGUCUUGCAAACAGUAACAUCUCUCUAAGUAAGUUAUCAGUUAUAGGCCCCCUAUGGGAAAUGAAUGGUCGAAAAUAUUGGCAAUUCCGGCUGUACCCUGUAAUAGGGGAUUUUAGUGGGUGGCGUCUUUUCCCUGUAAAUGAUAACAUGUAAAUCUCUCUAAUUAGUUUAUCAAUAUAUUCGGCUCCCCUAUGGGAAAAAUGAAUGGUAGAAAAAUGAUUGGAACCAUUUCCCUGCUUGACCGCUAGGUAUUAUGGGUAUUAUGACUCAUGUGUGUACUCUAUUUACAAUGUAAUAAACAGAACAGCUAGUAAUUCAGUGUAUCAUUAGCAGCAGCUGUAAUUCUCCAUAUUCCUUUAGCAGAGCAAUAGGGUUAGUGCCUGCUCAAGGGCACCUCGACGAUUUCCACCUAGUCGGCUGCGGGGAUUAGAACCAGCGACCUUUCGGUUACUGACACAACGCUCUUAACCACUAAGCUACCUGCCGCCCCGAGAUGCGCUUGGAUACUCACUGCGUGCAGUUUGAAGGUAUACUGAAAAAAUUAAUUAAAUGCAAACAUUUAAAAGAUUUGACUGAGUUACAGUUCAUAGAAAGAAAUCAGUCAAUUGAAAUAAAUAAAUGAGGCCCUAUUUAUGGAUUUCACAUGACUGGGCAGGGGCGCAGCCUUGGGAGGACCUGGGAGGGCAUAGGCCCACCCACUGGGGAGCCAGGCCCAGCCAAUCAGAAUGAGUUUUUCCCCACAAAAUGGCUUUAUUACAGACAGAAAUACUCCUCAGAACCACCCCCCUCCUCAGACGAUCCCGCAGGUGAAGAAGCCGGAUGUGGAGGUCCUGGGCUGGUGUGGUUACACGUGGUCUACGGUUGUGAGGCCGGUUAGACGUACUGCCAAUUCUCUAAAACGAUGUUGGCUUAUGGUAGAGAAAUGACAAUUCAAUUAUCUGGCAACAGCUCUGGUGGACAUUCCUGCAGUCAGCAUGCCAAUUGCGUGCUCCCUCAACUUGAGACAUCUGUGACAAAACUGCACAUUUUAGUGGCCUUUUAUUGUCCCCAGCACAAGGUGCACCUGUGUAAGGAUCAUGCUGUUUAAUCAGCUUCUUGAUAUGCCACACCUCUGUUAGGUGGAUGGAUUAUCUUGGCAUGGAGAAAUGCUCACUAACAGGGAUGUAAAACAAUUUGUGCACAACAUUUGAGAUAAAUAAGCUUUUUGUGCAUCUGGAAAAAUUAUGUGAUCUUUUAUUUCAGCUCAUGAAAUAUGGGACCAACACUUUACAUGUUGCGAUUAUAUAUUUUGUUCAAUAUAGUUUUGUGAGCCAUUAGCUGUUCCCAUAGACUUCCAAUUAUUGUGCUAACGCUAGUUAGCAAUUGCACUAAUGCUAGUUAGCAACUUUCUUCAAACUGAACACAGAGACAUAAAUGGUAUCCAUGAGUUCAUCUGACUCUUAAAACUGCAUUAUGUAACUUUUUGGGGCGAGCCGACUAAAUUCACAUAGAAAUGUUUGUUCUAGAGCUGUCAUUAUCAUUGAAAGCAAGUCUAAGAAGCGGUAGAUCUGUUCUAUGUGCACUAUUUCUAUGCUUCCCGUAAUGUUUUGUUUUUGCGUUUCUUUUACUUUCGGUUAUGUAUACCAGCUUCAAACAGCUGAAAAGACAAUAUUGUUGGUUAUGGAAAAUAUAUUUCACAUAGGUUUAGAUGGUACAUUGAUUCUCUACACCCAUCAAACUCAGCGCUGGACCUCGAAGCCAGUUCCACUGCAUUUUUUCACUGUUCCCCUCUAAUCAGGGACUGAUUUAGACCUGGGACACUAGGUGUGUGCAACUAAUUAUCAGGUAGAACAGAAAACCAGCAGGCUCCGGACCUCGUAGGGCAGGGGUGUCACUCAUUCCAUGGAGAGCAUGGUGUCUGCUGGUUUUUGGUUGACCUGGACAACCAGGUGAGGAGAGUUCCUUACUAAUCAUUGACCUUAAUUCAUAAAUCAAGUACAAGGGAGGAGUGAAAACGCGCAUAGACUCGGCCCUUUGUGGAAAGAGUUUGACACGUGUCGUAGGGCAGGGUUUCCCCAAACUCGGUCCUGGGGGCCCCCCUUGGUGGACGUUUUGUUUUUUGCCCUAGCACUACACAGCUGAUUCAAAUAACCAACUCAUCAAGCUUUGAUUAUUUGAAUCAGCUGAUUUAAAUGUGCACCCAGGGGGGGCCCAGGCCCCUGCUGUACGCUAUACUUGCUUGUUUUGUCACAUAAACUGAAAUUACUAUUAGAAUGUUAGCAACCAGGAAAUGGCGGUGCGAUUUCUGCAUAGUGCACCUUUUUAAUUGCCAAAAUCUUGCACUAUCCCUUUAAGAUCAGUGACAAGUUACAACUUAUACUUGUAGCAAACAGAGUGAGCAGUUGUGCGAAUGAGAGCCAUGAGCACACAGCCACCAUUUGCUCCUUAUCAAUUAAAUAAUCGUAUAUUUCAGUUAUAUUUCAUGAGGUGUCAACAUUUAUUUAAUUUUCAUGCAUUUUGGAGUAGAAUGUCCUUUUUAAAAAAAGUCACCAGAAGUGACCUUCUCACAGUUGUGCUACAACAAAAUCCCCCGGGUGGGCAUCCCCCCACCCCCUUCCCACUACCUUUACCACCGCUGCUGCUGAAAUAAAUCCUAGGGGAAACGCUGUGUACAAUAUGAUUACAACACAUUACAACAGAGCAGAGAACUAUCUAGGAAUAAUACAAUGUCAUAAGCCCUGCACCUUCUCCAUGUGAGGUUAGUUUUAGUGGCCCUAGGUGUUGAUAUCUUGGGGCCCUUGCACUCCACUGUGUAAUUAAUCAAGGGGAAACUCUUGACCAAUGAUCUAAAUUCUAUUUGUGGCUAUAGGCCAGAAGGUAACGACCGCGUCAGCACCGGGGACCUCUCAGAAGCUUGAAAUAGAUGUUGUAUGUGCAUUAUGACAUGACUGGGAUGACUCUGGGCUUAUGCGUACAUGUUUGUCUCAUCACAGUGAUGACAGCGACGAUGGUGGAUUGGGGGAGGGGCCUUCCAUGGGCCCGACCAAUCAGCACGCAGCCCUGGCGAUAAAGGAGGAGUCAUGUGACCUGGAGGAGGAGGGGCUUGUUACCGAGGGCAACCCCCUCAACGGAGCUCUAUCACAAGGUGAAGGGGAGCUUGGGGAAAGUUCACCCGGAAGGUUCCAAUAGGUGCAUGCACCUUAAAAGUGGUGACCCUCCCAUCUGUUCUAUAGAUCCUGCUACAGGAUAUGCUUUAGUAGGGAUCUGGAUUCCAAGGUGUAAUCUCAGAUUAAUGGGAAAACAUUGGCUCCGUACAAGUGCAAUAUCCUGUUUCAAUAUCCAAUAUCUCACCGAGACCUUUAUUCAAAGACAUUUGUCUUUUACACUUCUCUUACUGUCCUUCUCUCUCCACAGAACACAAGGCAGACAAAGACAGUCUAUACAACUUCUCCAAACUGAAGAAGAGCAGGAAAUGGCUGAAGGUAUUUGCAUUGCUUCAUGAUAGAGUGUGUUAACAUUCAGGGCUGGUUUCCCCAAACACAAAGUUUGUGGACCAAAAUUAUCAUGCUUUUUAGUCCAGAACUAGACUUAAUCUGUGUCCAGGAAACCGGUCUGUAGUGGUAUAUAAGGAAAUAGGGGAUGGAUGGUCAUGGAUGUAUCUGAAUUGUUCUCCCCAUAGAGUAUCCUGUUGAGUGAUGACACCAGUGAGUCAGACACAGAGGACUCUGACUUCAGUCUGUCCAGAGAAGAGCUACAGGAUAUGCUCAGACUGCACCAGUUCACCAGAGAGCACCAGAACAAGUUCCACAACGACAGAGAGGUACACACACGUCUAGACACACACACACACGUCUAGACACACACACACACACACGUCAAGACACACACACACACACGUCUAGACAUACACACAGGCAUGUAUCUGUGUUCGUACACAACUGUUAUUACUUGAUGAAUAGCCACAUGACCACUACUAUAGCCACAUGACCACUACUAUAGUCACAUGACCACUACUAUAGCCACAUGACUACUACUAUAGUCACAUGACCACUACUAUAGCCACAUGACCACUACUAUAGUCACAUGACCACUACUAUAGUCACAUGACCACUACUAUAGUCACAUGACCACUACUAUAGCCACAUGACCACUACUAUAGUCACAUGACCACUACUAUAGUCACAUGACCACUACUAUAGUCACAUGACCACUACUAUAGCCACAUGACCACUACUAUAGUCCACAUGACCACUACUAUAGUCACAUGACCACUACUAUAGUCACAUGACCACUACUAUAGUCCACAUGACCACUACUAUAGCCACAUGACCACUACUAUAGCCACAUGACCACUACUAUAGCCACAUGACCACUACUAUAGCCACAUGACCACUACUAUAGUCACAUGACCACUACUAUAGCCACAUGACCACUACUAUAGCCACAUGACCACUACUAUAGCCACAUGACCACUACUAUAGCCACAUGACCACUACUAUAGCCACAUGACCACUACUAUAGCCACAUGACCACUACUAUAGCCACAUGACCACUACUAUAGCCACAUGACCACUACUAUAGCCACAUGACCACUACUAUAGCCACAUGACCACUACUAUAGCCACAUGACCACUACUAUAGCCACAUGACCACUACUAUAGCCACAUGACCACUACUAUAGCCACAUGACCACUACUAUAGCCACAUGACCACUACUAUAGUCACAUGACCACUACUAUAGCCACAUGACCACUACUAUAGCCACAUGACCACUACUAUAGCCACAUGACCACUACUAUAGCCACAUGACCACUACUAUAGCCACAUGACCACUACUAUAGCCACAUGACCAACACUACCAUUGUGCUCAUUGUGAUAGCAUUGACUGAACAACGAUAACACUAAUAGAGAUCUGUUUUGGCAUGGACGUUGCCAUUGGGGUCAUCCACCGUUUUAUAGUAGUCAACUGGGUGGGGAUUCCAAAUAGGUUGGGAGGGAUCAGCCAAUGAUCAGAGCGUUGUCUUCAAAUUGGUUUGCUUAGUUUGUAAAGUGGCUUUAGGCUUUAUCACCGCCAUCUAGUGGCAACAAUAAAUGAAUGACACACAAUAUGUGGUUCAGGACUCCAGCUCUGCAGGUGGCGGUAAAUCACCAAUAUUAGCGUUACGCUGUUUUCAUACAUCAAAAGAAGGAGAACAUCUACAACUUUAAAAUGGCAAUACCCUAAAUGGCGCUGCCCAUGUUGUCACAGGCACCAUAAUGGCACAGAUACAAACUGGAGAUCUCUAUACAUCUCUAUGGAUGACAGUUUGUAACCUCUUCCCCCCCUCCUCUCCUCAGCUGCAGCAGUAUCAGUACUAUAGCACAGGACUGCUCUCCUCCCAGGACCCCUUCUAUGAACAGCAGCGCCACCUGCUGGGCCCCAAGAAGAAGAAGAUCAAGGAGGAGAAGAAAUUCAAGGGUAAGAAAAAGUUUAAUUGUCUGACAUGUCUGUCUUUGCUUUGUUGAAUGUGUCUUUUUUUUAUGGAUGAUUGUGCCGCAAACCUAUUUUAUUUCUAGAGGGAAUCAUAUAGAUUUCUAAUACUGCUACUAGUGAAUAGGUUCGCUUACCUUCAUGGAGCAUGUUACGUUGGUUUCCAGUCAUUGAUGUAUUCCUCCAUAUUCCCUCCUCCUCUCAGGCAAGCUAAAGAAAGGGAAGAAGAAGAAGAAGAGGGUAGAGGGGGAGUUCUCAGGCGAGGGGCGGCCGUAUGUCACCAAGAUCUUCGCCAAGUUUUCCCAUGAUGCCCCUCUUCCCAUGUUGAAGAAGAAGCACCUGACUGUAGAGCAGCUGAACGCACGACGACGAAAAGUCUGGCUCACCAUCGCCAAGAAGGAGUGCCCCAAGGUACGCUGGGUAGUGUAGUCCGAGAGGCCUACAAGAGUCAGGAUAAUAAUUGUAGGAGUGGGUGUAGGUCUUUGUAAAUCUGUGAGUUGUUGUGAACUGUCCUCAGGGCCCGUAUCCAUAAAGCAUCUCAGAGUAAGAGUGCUGAUCUGGGAUCAGUUUAGCCUUUUAGAUCGUAAUGAAUGAGAUUAUAUGGACAGAUCUUAGAUCUCAGCACUUGCUGCUUUGUGGAUACUGUGGCCCUGACCUCUGAUUUAAAGGAUAUCUGAGAGGGGCUAAAGUUCAUAGUAUAUCCUAUGUAGAGCAUGUGAAUUGGUACGAAGUAAUAUAUUCAUAAUUGCGUAAUCUUUCUUCAGGCAUUCAAGCAAAAAGCAUCAGCCAAGAACUUUGUCCUUACCAAUGCCAAAAAGGUAAAAUGUUUAAGCCUUUCAUGACGUAUUAAAACCUGUUGUCUGUGUGUAUAGUGUGUGUGUGUGUUUGAAAGAGUAUCCCUGUGUAAGUCUCUGUUUUUUUACCAGAGACAAAUCCUGUAUGUGUUUUUUCUAUAUAUGUUACUUCAAACUAAAUGUCUGUGUUCUCUCAAGACUAAACUAUUUUCUUUGUGUAUCUGUUCUCCUCAUCUCCAGCUGGUCCACCAGUGUCUCUGAUCUAAACUCAGUACUGUGUCAUUAAUGUGUAUCUGUUCUCCUCCUCUCCAGCUGGCUCACCAGUGUAUGCGUGAGGUACGUAGGGCAGCCAUUCAAGCCCAGAAGAACUGCAAGGAGACCCUUCCCCGGGCCAGGAGACUGACCAAGGAGAUGACGCUCUACUGGAAGAAAUAUGAGAAGGUGGAGAAGGAGCACAGGAAGAGAGCUGAGAAGGAAGCUCUGGAACAACGCAAGCUGGACGAGGAGAUGAGAGAGGUCAGACUGGAAAAACACACCGUGCUCUACCACAUCAGGACGGGGAGCUACCUUCCUGCAGUAUAACGCUCUGAUGUAACACGCCUGAUUCUACUUGUCACUUGAUUAGCUGAAUCGGGUGUGUUUAUAGUAAUGUUGGAGUAAAAGCCUGCACACCCAGAAGCUGGUCACCCCUCCACCGCGUAAAACAAACGUCGAGUGAUCUCCCUAAAUAAAUUCAGAUUUAAAAAGGGAUCAAAGCGAAUGCCAAAACUCACCACAAUGUCAAGGAUUAACCCUACCUCUCUCUCUCUCUCUCUCUCUCCCUCCCAGGCGAAGCGUCAGCAGCGUAAGCUGAACUUCCUGAUCACCCAGACAGAGCUGUAUGCCCACUUCAUGGGGGGCAAGGGUCCUGGGGAGGACGGAGAGGAGGAAGAGGGGGGACAGGAGGACAUUCUCAACAAGCUGGAUGACACCACCUCUCACAGGCAGAUGGACAUCGGGGGAGGGGUGAUGGUCAACGUUGGACAGGAGGACUACGGUAAUGGUCGCUACUUUAUCAUUCUAAACAUAUUCGGGGUUACUUCAUCUAAAUCUCUCAAUAGCCAAAUCCAAUCAUGAUUGAUUGGAUCUCAAGUGGUUUCCUCCUUUUGUGCUUGAUCGUGAAGAGGUACAUUACUAUUUUAGUGCAAUUAAGUGCAGUUGUAACAGUGUUGAAUUGUUGUCCAUCUCAGAUAGUGAAUACUACAAGUCACAGGCCCUAAGGAACGCUAAAGAGGCCUACGACAUCCACCAGGCCAGAGUAAGUCCCAGCAGUACCUCCAACACCUCAUCAACAUGAGUCCACCCAGAUAGAUAUGUACACUCAACAUGGGAAAAUGAUUCUUAUGCCAGCGUUCUCAAAGCAGACGGUCCACUUUUUCUCCCUCUAGACGCGUCUCUUUGAUGAGGAGGCUAAGGACAGUCGCUGUGCCUCCCUGCACCAGGCCAGUGGGUCAGGGUCAGGAUUCGGGGAGAGCUACAGCCUGUCUAACCCUUCUAUCCAGGCCGGGGAAGACAUCCCCCAGCCAACCAUCUUCAACGGGAAACUGAAGGGCUACCAACUCAAAGGCAUGAACUGGCUGGCUAACCUCUACGAACAGGUGAUGGACACAAGCUUCAAAAUAUCAACUUCUCUUUCUCUUUGUUGGUCGGUUUUUCUCUCUCUCUGACUCUCUCUCUCUCUCUCUGACUCUCUCGCUCUCUCUCGGACUCUCUCUCUCUCUCUCUGACUUCGUCUCUCUCUCUGACUCUCUCUCCCUCUCUCUCUAUCUCUCUCUCUGACUCUCUCUCUCUGACUCUCUCUCUCUCUCUGACUCUCUCUCUCUCUCUCUGAUUCUCUCUCUCUCUCUCUCUCUCUCUCUCUCUCUGACUCUCUCUCUCUCUCUCUCUAUCUCUACUCAUCUCUCUCUCUGAUCUAUCUCUUCUCUCUGCUCCAUCUCUCUCUCUCUAUCUCUGAUUAUCUCUACUCUCUCUAUCUCUCUCUCUACCUCUUGAAUUCUCUUUCUCUCUCUCUCUACUCUCUCUCUCUCUGAUUCUCUCUAUGACUCUCUCUCUACUCUGACUCUCUCUCUCUCUCUGAUUAUCUCUGACGAUCUCUCUCUCUCUUGACUCUCUCUCUCUGACUCUCUCUCUGACUCUCUCCUCUCUCUGAUUCUCUCUCUCUCUCUCUUGAUUCUCUAUCUCCUCUCUCUUGACUCUCUCUCUCUCUCUGACUCUCUCUCUCUCUGACUCUCUCUCUCUCUCUCUGAUUCUCUUCUCUCUCUUCUGAUCUCUCUCUCUCUCUGACAUCUCUCUCUCUCUCUCUCGGACUCUCUCUCUCUCUCUCUCUCGACUUCUCUCUCUCUCUCUGAUUCUCUCUCUCUCUCUUGAUUCUCUCUUUCUGACUCUCUCUCCCCCCCCCACACACACCUGUCAUGCAUCCCAUCACUCUGUCACUUUUCUCAGUAGUGACAUCCCUUCCUGUUCCGUUCUCCCUCUUCAUAGGGUAUCAAUGGUAUCCUAGCAGAUGAGAUGGGUCUGGGGAAGACUGUUCAGAGCAUCGCCCUGCUGGGGCACCUGGCUGAGGUAAGCAGAACACCUCAGUAAAAUACUGGAGCUGUGCUUGGUUUAGUCUGCCUGGUCUCUUCCAAACAUUAGCAUUUGAUUACCUUUGUACUUGGCAUGCAGAAGCCGCAACGUUUCAUUCUAAGGUGUUGUAUUGUUAUAUAUAUAUAUUUACGGGCGAUUGUUGAUGAAUCGUGUGAAUGGGAACAGUCCAGCUGUGUCCGUGGGCCCCAAGGUGUUUUAAAUGAGAGGGGAAAUAUAAUGACAUUUUGGGAAUUUGAGCCCGCUCUGUCCCACAGGAAGACAUGAGUCACAGCUUAGUAUUGCCUGUUUUUCUCUCAAACACACACAUGCACACACACACCUGUUGUGGUGACUGACUGAGUGUGUCCCUGUCCUGUUGUGGUGACUGACUGAGUGUGUCCCUGUCCUGUUGUGGUGACUGACUGAGUGUGUCCCUGUCCUGUUGUGGGCUGAAAAUGAGUGUGUCCGUCCUGCUUUGUGGUGAACUGACUGGGGUGUUCCCUGUCCAUUGGUGAGUGACUGACUGACUGAGUUGUCCUGUCCUGUGUGUGACUGACUGACGAGUGUGUCCCUGUCCUGUUGUAUGACGACUGCUGAGUGUCCUGUUCUGUUGUGGUGACUACUGACUGAGUGUGUCCCUGCCUGUUGUGGUGACUUGACUGAGUGUUGUCCCUGUCCUGUUGUGGUGACUGACUGACUGAGUGUGUCCUGUCCUGGUUGUGGUGACUGACUGACUGAGUGUGUCCCUGUCCUGUUGUGGUGAUGACUGACUGAGUGUGUCCCUGUCCUGUUGUGGUGACUGACUGACUGAGUGUGUCCCUGUCCUGUUGUGAUGACUGACUGAGUGUGUCCCUGUCCUGUUGUGGUGACUGACUGACUGAGUGUGUCCCUGUCCUGUUGUGGUGACUGACUGACUGAGUGUGUCCCUGUCCUGUUGUGGUGACUGACUGACUGAGUGUGUCCCUGUCCUGUUGUGGUGACUGACUGACUGAGUGUCCCUGUCCUGUCCUCUGCAGCGUGACAACAUCUGGGGUCCGUUCCUCAUCAUCUCUCCUGCCUCCACGCUGAAUAACUGGCACCAGGAGUUUACACGCUUUGUCCCCAAAUUCAAGGUGAGACAUCAGGAUCCCACCAUUGCUCUGACAUCUACAGCACAUAUAACAUUAUCUCUCUAUCAGCUGUUCUCAUCUCUCCAUCAGCUGUUCUCGCCAUCAGCUGUUCUCGCCAUCAGCUGUUCUCUCUCUCUCAUCAGUCUCAUCAGCUGUUCUCUCUCCUGUCCAUACAGCUGUUUCUCUCAUCGCUCCCAUCAGCUGUUUCCAUCUCUCCAUCAGCUUUUCUCUCAAUCUCUCCAUCAGCUGUUCUCUCCAUCAGCUGUUCUCUCAUCAGCGCUUCUCCAUCCCUCCAUCAGCUGUUCUGUCUAUCAGCUGUUUCUCUCCCAUCAGCUUUCUCUCAUCAGCUGUUCUCUCACAGUUCUCAUCAUCAGCUUUCUUCAUCGCAUCUCUUUCCAUCAGCUGUUCUUCUCCAUCAGCUUUUCUCUCCAUCAGCUGUUCUCCAUCUCUCCAUCAGCUGUUCUUGCCAUCAGCUGUUCUCUCCAUCCCUCCAUCAGCUGUUUCUCGUCUCUCAUCGCUUUGUUUUCAUCAUCGCUGUUUCCAUCCUCUCAUCAGCUGUUCUCUCUCUAUCAGCUGUUCUCUCAUCUCUCCAUCAGCUGUUCUCUCAUCAGCUUUCUCUCUUCAUCGCUGUUCUCCAUCUCUCAUCAGCUGUUCUAUCUCUCAUCAGCUUUUUCUCACUGUCUCAUCUCUCCAUCAGCUGUUUCUCUCACAGCGUUCUCCAUCCUCCAUCAGCUGUUAUCUCUUCAUCAGCUGUUCUCCACACUUUCCUCUCUCAUCAGCUGUUCUCUCACUCCAUCAGCUGUCUCUGCUCUCUCAUCUCUCCAUCAGCUGUUCCUCAUCUCUCAUCAGCUGUUCUCUACAUCAGCUUUUCUCUCAUCAGCUGUUCUCUCCAUCAGCUGUUCUCCAUCUCUCCAUCAGCUGUUAUGUCUAUCAGCUGUUCUUGCCAUCAGCUGUUCUCUCCAUCCCUCCAUCAGCUGUUCUGUCUAUCAGCUGUUCUCUUCAUCAGCUGUUCUCUACAUCUCUUCAUCAGCUGUUCUCUACAUCAGCUUUUCUUCCAUCAGCUGUUCUCAUCUCUCCAUCAGCUGUUCUCUCCAUCUCUCCAACAGCUGUUCCCUCAUAUCUCCAUCAGCUGUUCUCCAUCUCUCCAACAGCUGUUCCCUCCAUCUCUCCAUCAGCUGUUCUCCCAUCUCUCCAACAGCUGUUCCCUCAUUCUCCACAGCUGUUCCCUCCAUAUCUCCAUCAGCUUCUCAACAGCUGUUCUCUCCAUCUCUCCAACAGCUGUUCCCUCCAUCUCUCCAUCAGCUGUUCCCUCCAUCUCUCCAUCAGCUGUUCCCUCCAUCUCUCCAUCAGCUGUUCUCUCCAUCUCUCCAACAGCUGUUCCCUCCAUCUCUCCAACAGCUGUUCUCUCCAUCUCUCCAACAGCUGUUCCCUCCAUCUCUCCAUCAGCUGUUCUCUCCAUCUCUCUAUCAGCUGUUCUCUCUGUCAGCUGUUCACCCCAUCAGCUGUUCUCCAUCAGCUUUUCUCUCCAUCAGCUGUUCUCUCCAGCUCUCUCCUCUCGUUAAACGAUCUAUUGGUUCUGUCUCUGUGUUAAUUGACUAUGUUAUAUUGUGUGAGGGAAAAUGCAUCUCAGCACCCUGUAUAAUCUGAAGGUGAGAGAACCGGUGGUUGCUUAGAUCCCUGAUUUCCGAUUUUGUCCUUUAGUGGGCAGCAUAGUAUUAUAGGACUUAUGGUAACUAUGAAUCAGAGGCAUGGUAUCUUACAACACACACACACACACACAACCUCCUCCAUAUACACCCUCCUCGUCCAACUUUUCACUGCAAAGCCAUCAUUGUUGGACGUUUUUCAGAAGAAAGUAAAUCAACUGUUUCACCAUGGUGAUGAGGUGUUAACAAACAUCAGAUGAAUAUCAGUUCCUGAGAACGAGCCUGACCCAGCAACAAUGGACACACACACAAUGGAGCCUCAGCCAGUAUUUGUGUUGAGUGAUUCAUUAUGGUCCCGUCACAUAGUUUAACAUAACGUCUCACAUCAACAAUCCAUGGAGUCAGAGUUGAAAUGUUUUCUCACUAAACAAUAACAAAUAAAUUUUUCGAGAAAAAAAAAGUAACUGUGCAAAAUGUUUCUUUCUACUGGAAUAAGUCAGAAGAUUUGUGAGUAUAAAAUGUAAACAUUCUGUUGUUAUAAAAUAACUAUAUUCGAUUAGAAACAACAGUUCUACACAGACUUAGUAUCAAAACUCCUUUAGGUCUGCCUCAAUGAUUACUGGACCUCCUUGAGAAAAUAUAAACUCUGCAGAUUCACAUAUUGUAUUCAUGCAUUUAACCCUGUGUGCUGUUUGUCCCUCAGGUUCUGCCGUACUGGGGUAACCCUCACGACCGCAAGGUGAUCAGGAAGUUCUGGAGCCAGAAAACCCUGUACACCCAGAAUGCUCCGUUCCAUGUGGUCAUCACCAGUUACCAGCUGGUAGUUCAGGAUGUCAAGUACUUCCAGAGGGUCAAGUGGCAGUACAUGGUUCUGGAUGAGGCCCAGGCCCUAAAGAGCAGUACCAGGUAAACCUUAACCCUAAGACCCUACCCCCUGGACACCCAAUAGAUGCUUGGUAAACAACAGGGGUAGACUAUCAGUGAAAAGCCAUUCCCAACAAUGCACAGAGAAAAAAAGAGAUCAUAUAUAUAUAUUUUUGAGAUUGUUGAGGAUUUGUGGGCCUAUGUCAAAUCUUUCCAGCCUCCUGAGGGGGAAGAGGCAUUGUCGUGCCUUCUUCACGACUGUGUCGGUGUGUGGACCAUGAUAAUUCUUUAGUGAUGUGGACAAGGAGAAGCGCUCCACUACAGUCCAGUGGAUGUGGGUGUGCUCGGUCCUCCGUUUCCUGUAGUCCACGAUCAGCUAUUUGUCUUGCUGACAUUGAGGGAGAGGUUUGUGACCUGGCACCACACUGUCUCAUCAUCGUCGGUGAUCAGGCCAACCACAGUCGUGUUGUCAGCAAACUUAAUGAUGGCGUUGGAGUCGUGCGGGGCCACACAGUCGUAGGUGAACAGGGAGUAGAGGAGGGGACUAAGCACACAACCCUGUGGGGCCCCUGUGCUUGAGGGUCAGCAUGACGGAUGUGUUGUUGCCUACCCUCACCACCUGGGGGCGGCCCGUCAAAAAGUCCAGGAUCUCAGUCCCAGGGUCCUGAGCUUAGUGAUGAGCUUGGAGGGGGCUAUGGUGUUGAACGCUGAGUUGUAGUCAAUGAACAGCAUUCUCAUGUAGGUGUUCCUCUUGUCCAGGGGAGAGAAGGUUUGUGUUUAGUGCAAUAGAGAUUGCGUUAUCUGUGGAUCUGUUGGGGCGGUAUGCGAAUUGGAGUGAGUCCAGGGUGUCGGCGUUGACGUGUGCUAUGACCAGCCUUUCAAAGCAUUUCAUGGCUACAGAUGUGAGUGCUAUGGGGCGAUAGUCAUUUAGACAGGUUACCUUGGUGUUCUUGGACACAGGGACUAUGGUGGUCUGCUUGAAACGUUUAGCUAUUACAGACUGGGUCAGGGAGAGGUUGAAAAUGUCAGUCUAGACACUUGCCAGCUGGUCAGCUCAUAUUCUGAGGACACGUCCUGGUCAUCUAUCUAGCCCUGCGGCCUUGUGAAUGUUAUCCUGUUUUAAAGGCUCGCGUCACUGGGCAGCUCGUGGCUGGGUUUCCCUUUGUAAUCCGUGAUAGUUUGCAAGCCCUGCCACAUCCGACGAGCGUCAGAGCUGGCAUAGUAGGAUUCGAUCUUAGUCCUGUAUUAACGUUUUGACUGUCUGAUUGCUCGUCGGCGGUCGUAGCAGGAUUUCUUAUAGGCGUCCGCAUUAGUGUCCCGCUCCUUGAAAGUGGCAGCUCUAGCCUUUAGCUCAACGUGGAUGUUGCCUGUAAUCCAUGGCUUCUGGUUGGGAUGCACUUAUUAAUGAAUCCGGUGACUGAUGUGGGGAAACCCCUCAAUGUUAUCGGAUGAAUCCGGAAUAUAUUCCAGCCUGUGCUAGCGAAACAGUCCUGUAAGCUUAGCAUCCGCUUCAUCGGACCACUUCAGUAUUGAGCAUGUCACUGGUACUUCUUGUUUGAGUUUUUGCUUGUAAGCACGAGUCAGGAGGAUAGAGUUAUGGUCAGAUUUGCCAAAUGGAGGGCGAGGGAGAGCUUUGUGAGUGUCUCUGUGUGUGGAGUAAAGGUGAGUGUUUGGAGUGAAGAUGAGUUUUUUUCGCCUCUAGUUGCCAGGUGACAUGCUGGGAAAAAUGAGGCAAGACAGAUUUCAGUUUCCCUGCAUUAAAAUCACCAGCCACUAGGAGCGCCGCCUCUGGGUUUUCUUGUUUUCUUAUGGCCCUAUACAGCUGGUUGAGUGCGGUCUUAGUGCCAGCAUCGGUUUGUGGUGGUAAAUAGUCGGCUUCCAGUAAUACCGUAUUACCCCGGUAUGGUACAGAAACGGUAUGACGCUAUGAAAAUCUGGAUACCGCCAAACCCUAGUAAAUAGACAGCUAUGAAAAAUAUAGAUGAUAAACUCUCUUGGUAAAUUGUAUGCUGCAAUUUAUCAUGAGGUAUUCUAACACAGGCGAGCAAAACCUAGAGAUUUCCUUAACAUUAGAGAUGCGCACCAGCUGUUGUUGACAGAGAGAGACCUCCCUCCUUAACCAGCUGUUGUUGACAGAGAGAGACACCUCCCUCCUUAACCAGCUGUUGUUGACAGAGAGAGACACCUCCCUCCUUAACCAGCUGUUGUUGACAGAGACGCCUCCCUCCUUAACCAGCUGUUGUUGACGAAGAGAGACACCUCCCUCCUUAACCAGCUGUUGUUGACGAAGAGAGACACCUCCCUCCUUAACCAGCUGUUGUUGACAGAGAGAGACACCUCCCUCCUUAACCAGCUGUUGUUGACAGAGAGAGACCUCCCUCCUUAACCAGCUGUUGUUGACAGAGAGAGACACCUCCCUCCUUAACCAGCUGUUGUUGACAGAGAGAGACACCUCCCUCCUUAACCAGCUGUUGUUGACGAAGAGAGACGCCUCCCUCCUUAACCAGCUGUUGUUGACAGAGAGAGACCUCCCUCCUUAACCAGCUGUUGUUGACAGAGAGAGACCUCCCUCCUUAACCAGCUGUUGUUGACAGAGAGACACCUCCCUCCUUAACCAGCUGUUGUUGACAGAGACACCUCCCUCCUUAACCAGCUGUUGUUGACGAAGAGAGACGCCUCCCUCCUUAACCAGCUGUUGUUGACAGAGAGACACCUCCCUCCUUAACCAGCUGUUGUUGACAGAGAGAGACACCUCCCUCCUUAACCAGCUGUUGUUGACAGAGAGAGACACCUCCCUCCUUAACCAGCUGUUGUUGACAAUGAGAGACACCUCCCUCCUUAACCAGCUGUUGUUGACGAAGAGAGACACCUCCCUCCUUAACCAGCUGUUGUUGACAGAGAGAGACACCUCCCUCCUUAACCAGCUGUUGUUGACAGAGAGAGACACCUCCCUCCUUAACCUUACCCAAAGCUGCCAUUCGGUCUUGACGACAUAGAAAAAGCAGCUAGAUGCAUAUUGUCCUUGUUCAGCCAUGACUCCGAGAAACAUAGGAUAUUAUAGUUCUUCAGGUCCUGUUGAUGGGAUAGUCUGGAACGGAGCUUGUCCAGUUUGUUCUCUUAGUGACUGUACGUUGGCCAAUAGAACGUCCAGUUUGUUCUCUUAGUGAUUGUACGUUGGCCAAUAGAACGUCCAGUUUGUUCUCUUAGUGACUGUACGUUGGCCAAUAGAAUGUCCAGUUUGUUCUCUUAGUGAUUGUACGUUGGCCAAUAGAACGUCCAGUUUGUUCUCUUAGUGAUUGUACGUUGGCCAAUAGAAUGUCCAGUUUGUUCUCUUAGUGACUGUACGUUGGCCAAUAGAACGUCCAGUUUGUUCUCUUAGUGACUGUACGUUGGCCAAUAGAACGUCCAGUUUGUUCUCUUAGUGACUGUACGUUGGCCAAUAGAACGUCCAGUUUGUUGUCUUAGUGAUUGUACGUUGGCCAAUAGAACGGAUGGUAGAGACAGUUACUGCUCGUUUGCCUCUUGAGACGUCUCUUCCUCUUCCUGGUCCGAGGUGAACAGUACAUCCACAGCUGUCGACUCGUCGAAGUACAAAUCUUCAUCCAAAACCAGGUUAGUGAUCGCUGUUCUAAUGUCCAGACGCGGUUGUCGGUCACAGGAAAUGAUGGGAUCAGUGUAUAAACCCCCCGUCCCCCACCAAAUAGCAGAAUUGGUCAGGAGCUCUUAAGAUGGCAGCUAUCGAUCUCUGCAGCGCCAUCUCAGUUCAGUGGGUCCAGUGAGUGUACACGGUUCUGGACGAGGCCCAAGCACUGAAGAGCAGCACCAGCUGGAGAAGUUAUUUCAGUUGUGUCUCAAAUGAUACCCCAUCUAGUGUUUCAAUAAUGAUGUAUAAUGUUUGUAUGGUGUUUGAAUACAUCAUGUAGUCCAUUAAGUUUGGAUGUCUCUGUGUUGACAGUGUUCGAUGGAAGAUCCUGCUGCAGUUCCAGUGUAGAAACAGACUGCUGCUCACUGGAACACCUAUACAGAACACCAUGGCAGAGGUCAGAGGUCAUUCUGUCUGUCUCUCUCUCUCUCUCUUUGUCUCUCUCUCUGUCUGUCUCUCUCUCUGUCUGUUUCUCUCUCUCUCUGUCUGUUUCUCUCUCUCUCUGUCUGUUUCUCUCUCUCUCUGUCUUUCUCUCUCUCUCUGUCUGUUUCUCUCUAUCUUUGUCUGUCUCUCUCUCUGUCUGUCUCUCUCUUUGUCUCUCUCUCUGUCUCUCUCUCUGUCUGUGUCUGUCUCUCUCUCUCUCUCUCUGUCUGUUUCUCUCUCUCUGUCUGUUUCUCUCUCUUUGUCUGUCUCUCUCUGUCUGUUUCUCUCUGUCUGUCUCUCUCUUUGUCUGUCUCUUUCUCUCUUUGUCUGUCUCUCUCUCUCUUUGUCUGUCUCUUCCUCUCCGUCUCUCUGUCUCUUUCUCUCUCCCUCUCUGGAAAAUAAAUAUAGGUCACAUUUACAUUUUAGUCAUUUAGCAGACGCUCUUAUACAGAGCGACUUACAGGAGCAAUUAGGGUUAAGUGCCUUGCUCAAGGGCACAUCAACAGAUUUUUCACCUAGUCUGCUUGGGGAUUAGAACCAGCGACCUUUCGGUUACUGGCACAACGCUCUUAACCACUAAGCUACCUGCCGUCCCGUUGUAUUUACAAUGGUGUUUGUUCUUCACUGGGUGCCCACUUCUUUUCACACAUCUUGCUGCUGUGAUAUUUCACCCAAUAGAUAUGGGAGUUUAUCAAAAUUUGAUUUUUUUUCCAAAUUCUUUGUGGGUCUGUGUAAUCUGAGGGAAAUAUGUGUCUCUAAUAUGGUCAUACAUUUGUCAGGAGGUUAGGAAGUGCAGCUCAGUUUCCACCUCAUUUUGUGGGCAGUGUGCACAUAGCCUGUCUUCUCUUGAGAGCCAGGUCUGCCUACGGCGGCCUUUCUCAAUAGCAAGGCUAUGCUCACUGAGUCUGUACAUAGUCAAAGCUUUCCUUUAAGUUUGGGUCAGUCACAGUGGUCAAGUAUUCCAAAUAGCAUUCUAGUUUGCUCUGUUUUUUUGUUAAUUCUUUCCAAUGUGUCAAGUACUUAUCUUAUUGUUUUCUCCCUCUCUAUAUCUCUUUCUCAGCCUGUCUGUAUGUACUGCAUAGUGCCUUCAGAAAGUAUUCAUACCCCUUGACUUAUUCCACAUUUUGCUGUGUUCCAGCCUGAAUUCAAAAUGGAUUAAAUAGAUUUUUUUUCUCACCCAUCUACACUCAAUACGCCAUAAUGACAACGUCUUUGCUAAUUUAUUUAAUUUACAUAAGUAUUCAAACCCCUAAGUAAAUGCAUGUUAGAAUCACCUUGGUCAGCGAUUACGGCUGUGAGUCUUUCUGGGUAAGUCUCUAAGAGCUUUACACACCUGGAUUGUACAAUAUUUGCACAUUAUUCUUAGAAAAAUUAUUAGAGCUCUGUCAAGUUGGUUGUUGAUCAUUGCUAGGCAACCAUUUUCAAGUUUUGCCAUAGUUUUUCAAGUAAAUCUAAGUCAAAACUGUAACUAGGCCAUUCGGGAACAUUCAAUGUCAUCAUGGUAAGCAACUCCAGUGUAUAUUUGGCUUUGUGUUUUAGGCUAUUGUCCCGCUGAAAGGUGCAUUUAUCUCCCAGUGUCUGUUGGAAAGGAGACUGAACCAGGUUUUCCUCUAGGACUUUGCUUGCCUGUAUUCUUACCUCUAGUCAGUUUUUUUUGUUUGUUUGUUUUUUUAUUCCCUAGUCCUUGCUGAUGACAAGCAUACCCAUAACAUGAUGCAGCCACCACCAUGCAUGAAAAUAUAAAGAGUGGUACUCAAUGAUGUGUUGUGUUGGAUUUGCCCCAAACAUAAUUGUUUGUAUUCAGGACAUAAAGUUAAUUACUUUGACACAUUUUUUUUUACAGUUUUACUGUAGUGCCUUAUUGCAAACAUGAUGCAUGAUUUUAAUUUUUUUUAUUCUGUACAGGCUUACUUUUUGUUUUGUCAUUUAGGUUAGUAUUGUGGAGUAACUACAACGUAGUUGAUCCUUCCUCAGUUUUCUCCUAUCACAGCCAUUAAGAAUUGUUUUAAAGUCACCAUUGGCCUCAUGGUGAAAUCCCUGAGCGAUUUCCUUCCUCUCUGGCAAUUGAGUUAGGAAGGACUUCGCAAUGCUCAAAGGGAUAUUCAAUGUUAGCUUUUUUUUUUAGCCAUCUACCAAUAGGUGCCCUUCUUUGCGAAGCAUUGGAAAACCUCCCUGGUCUUUUUAGUUUAAUCUGUUUGAAAUUCACUGCUCGACUGAGGGACCUUACAGAUAAUUGUAUGUGUGGGGUACAGAGAUGAGGUAGUCAUGAAAAAAUCAUGUUAAACACUAUUAUUGCACAAAGAGUGAGUCCAUGAAACGUGUGACUUUUUAAGCACAUUUUUACUCCUGAACUUACAGUGAGGGAAAAAAGUAUUUGAUGGGCGGCAGGUAGCUUAGUGGUUAAGAGCAUUGUGCCAGUAACCGAAAGGUCGCUGGUUCUAAUCCCCGAGCCGACUAGGUGAAACAUCUGUCGAUGUGCCCUUGAGCAAGGCACUUAACCCUAAUUGCUCAUGUAAGUCGCUCUGGAUAAGAGCGUCUGCUAAAUGACUAAAAAUGUAAAAAAUGUAAAUCCCCUGCUGAUUUUGUACGUUUGCCCACUGACAAAGAAAUGAUCAGUCUAUAAUUUUAAUGCUAGGUUUAUUUGAACAGUGAGAGACAGAAUAACAACAAAAAAAUCCAGAAAAAUGCAUGUCAAAAAUGUUAUAAAUUGAUUUGCAUUUUAAUGAGGGAAAUAAGUAUUUGACCCCUCUGAAAAACAUGACUUAGUACUUGGUGGCAAAACCCUUGUUGGCAAUCACAGAGGUCAGAUGUUUCCACCAGCUUUGCACACAUCUCAGGAGGGAUUUUGUCCCACUCCUCUUUGCAGAUCUUCUCCAAGUCAUUAAGGUUUCGAGGCUGACGUUUGGCAACUCGAACCUUCAGCUCCCUCCACAGAUUUUCUAUGGGAUUAAGGUCUGGAGACUGGCUAGGCCAUUCCAGGACCUUAAUGUGCUUCUUCUUGAGGCACUCCUUUGUUGCCUUGGCCGUGUGUUUUGGGUCAUUGUCAUGCUGGAAUACCCAUCACGACCCAUUUUCAAUGCCCUGGCUGAAGGAAGGAGGUUCUCACCCAAAAUUUGAUGGUACAUGGCCCCGUCCAUCGUCCCUUUGAUGCGGUGAAGUUGUCCUGUCCCCUUAGCAGAAAAACACCCCGAAAGCAUAAUGUUUCCACCUCCAUGUUUGACGUUGGGGAUGGUGUUCUUGGGGUCAUAGGCAGCAUUCCUCCUCCUCCAAACACGGCAAGUUGAGUUGAUGCCAAGGAGCUCGAUUUUGGUCUCAUCUGACCACAACACUUUCACCCAGUUCUCCUCUGAAUCAUUCAGAUGUUCAUUGGCAAACUUCAGAUGGGCCUGUAUAUGUGCUUUCUUGAGCAGGGGGACCUUGCGGGCGCUGCAGGAUUUCAGUCCUUCACGGCGUAGUGUGUUACCAAUUGUUUUCUUGGUGACUAUGGUCCCAGCUGCCUUGAGAUCAUUGACAAGAUCCUCCCGUGUAGUUCUGGGCUAAUUCUUCACCGUUCUCAUGUUCAUUGCAACUCCACGAGGUGAGAUCUUGCAUGGAACCCCAGGCCGAGGGAGAUUGACAGUUAUUUUGUGUUUCUUCCAUUUGCGAAUAAUCGCACCAACUGUUGUCACCUUCUCACCAAGCUGCUUGGCGAUGGUCUUAUAACCCAUUCCAGCCUUGUGUAGGUCUACAAUCUUGUCCCUGACAUCCUUGGAGAGCUCUUUGGUCUUGGCCAUGGUGGAGAGUUUGGAAUCUGAUUGAUUGAUUGCUUCUGUGGACAGGUGUCUUUUAUACAGGUAACAAACUGAGAUUAGGAGCACUCCCUUUAAGAGUGUGCUCCUAAUCUCAGCUCGUUACCUGUAUAAAAGACACCUGGGAGCCAGAAAUCUUUCUGAUUGAGAGGGGGUCAAAUACUUAUUUCCCUCAUUAAAAUGCAAAUAAAUGUAUAACAUUUUUGACAUGCGUUUUUCUGGAUUUUUUGUUGUUAUUUUAUCUCUCACUGUUCAAAUAAACCUACCAUUUAAAAUUAUAGACCAUGAUCAUUUCUUUGUCAGUGGGCAAACGUACAAAAUCAGCAGGGGAUCAAAUACUUUUUUCCCUCACUGUAUUUAGGCUUGCCAUAACAAAUAUAUUGAAUACUUAUUGACUCAAGACAUUUCAGUUUUUACAUUUUUUAUUGAUCAUAAUUUCUAAAAACAUAAUUCCACUUUGACAUUAUGGGGUGUUGUGUCUAGGACAGUGACACAAAAUCUCAAUUUAAUACAUUUUAAAUUCAGGCUGUAACAACAAAAUGUGGAAAAAUAGUCAAGGGGUGUGAAUACUUAUUUAUCUCUCUCCUCUUUCUCUGUUUCUCUUUCUCUCUCUCUCUCUGGUUCUCUCUGUCUGUCUGUCUGUCUGUCUGUCUGGUACUGUAGAGAUGCUGACAGUUAUUAUUUCUUCUCUCAGUUGUGGGCCCUUCUCCAUUUCAUCAUGCCUACGUUGUUUGACUCUCAUGAAGAGUUCAACGAGUGGUUCUCUAAAGACAUCGAGAGCCAUGCAGAGAACAAGUCUGCCAUCGACGAGAGUGAGUACAGUACACAACCUUAUUCUGAGAUUGUUUCAGACUUUUUGUCUUUUUAAUAUCUACUUUAGAAGUACUCUAAUCAUUUAGCCAAGUGUUCCUGUCUGUCUUAUAAAGUGAUUGAUUGAUUUGUAGCUGACCAUUUGUUGUUGUUUAGACCAGAUGAAUGUUUACAUGUUGUUUAGACCAGCUGAACGUGUUUGUUGUUUAGACCAGCUAACUGUUUGUUGUUGUUGUUGUUUAGACCAGCUGACUGUUUGUUGUUGUUUAGACCAGCUGACUGUUUGUUGUUGUUUAGACCAGCUGACUGUUUGUUGUUGUUGUUGUUUAGACCAGCUGACUGUGUUUGUUGUUGUUUAGACCAGCUGACUGUUUUGUUGUUGUUUAGACCAGCUGACUGUUUGUUGUUGUUUAGACCAGCUGACUGUUUGUUGUUGUUGUUGUUUAGACCAGCUGACUGUUUGUUGUUGUUGUUGUUUAGACCAGCUGACUGGUUGUUGUUGUUGUUGUUUAGACCAGCUGACUGUGUUUGUUGUUGUUGUUUAGACCAGCUGACUGGUUGUUGUUGUUGUUGUUGUUUAGACCAGCUGACUGUUUGUUGUUGUUGUUGUUUAGACCAGCUGACUGGUUGUUGUUGUUGUUGUUUAGACCAGCUGACUGUGUUUGUUGUUGUUGUUGUUUAGACCAGCUGACUGUGUUUGUUGUUGUUUAGACCAGCUGACUGUGUUUGUUGUUGUUUAGACCAGCUGACUGUGUUGUUGUUGUUUAGACCAGCUGACUGUUGUUUGUUUGGUUUGUUGUUUUAGACCAGCUGACUGUUUGUUGUUGUUUAGACCACUGACUGUUGUUGUGUUUAGACCAGCUGACUGUUUGUUGUUGUUGUUGUUUAGACCAGCUGACUGUUUGUUGUUGUUGUUUAGACCAGCUGACUGGUUGUUGUUGUUGUUGUUUAGACCAGCUGACUGUGUUGUUGUUUGUUUAGACCAGCUGACUGGUUUGUUGUUGUUGUGUUUAGACCAGCUGACUGUUUGUUUGUUGUUGUUGUUUAGACCAGCUGACUGGUUGUUGUUUGUUAGACACUGACUGUUUGUUGUUGUUGUUUAGACCAGCUGACUUGUGUUGUUGUUGUUAGACCGCUGACUGUUGUUGUUGUUGUGUUUAAGACCAGCUGACUGUUGUUGUUGUUGUUGUUGUUAGACCAGCUGACGUUGUUGUUGUGGGUGGUAGACCCAGCUGACGUGGGUUUUUGUUGUUGUUUAGACCAGCGGACUGUGUUUGUUGUUGUUGUUUAGACCAGCUGACUGUGUUUGUUGUUGUUUAGACCAGCUGACUGUGUUUGUUGUUGUUUAGACCAGCUGACUGUUUGUUGUUGUUGUUGUUGUUUAGACCAGCUGACUGUGUUUGUUGUUGUUUAGACCAGCUGUCCAGGCUCCAUAUGAUCCUGAAACCCUUCAUGUUGAGGAGGAUCAAGAAGGACGUAGAGAACGAGCUCUCUGACAAGGUGACUGACUGACCAAUCACACACACUUUAGAGGUCCCGUCCAAUCAUCCUCACCCCACACCAGAGGCUGUAUCUGUCUGUGCCUCAAUAUUCGACAUUAUUUAUUUAUUCCCUCAGGGAGGCGUCUCUGCUUUCAUCACCCUAGUCCUCUACCCAGAGGUCACUUCGCACCCACAUCUGUCUCUUUCGCUGUCCUCUCCCCCCACUCUCUCCAGCCCCUCACUUUCCGUCUCACUCUCUCUCUAGCCUCUCUCCCACUCCCUCUCCCUCUCCCUCCGCUCCUCCUUCCAUACCUAGACUAGCAGCUGCCAGAUGUUCCCAGAUCGUUUUGACAAGCGUCUGUAUUUCACCUCUUCCUCUGAUGGAUAGUUCUGUGUUUCUGUAUCUAACUAUGUCCUCUCUGACAGAUUGAGAUCCUAACAUACUGCCAGUUGACGUGCAGACAGAGGCUGCUCUACAGAGCUCUGAGGAACAAGAUCUCCAUUGAGGACCUUCUCCAGUCUUCUAUGGGUUCAUCGCAACAGGCUCACAACACUACCUCAUCCCUUAUGAACCUGGUCAUGCAGUUCAGAAAGGUACCAAUGAUCUAGUUAGUAAGUACUAGGGGAGGAUCCCAGUAUCACCAAACUCAUUAGUAUGAGGCAAGGAAACAAAACACGAAGCAGAUUUAACUCCUUCAGGAAAACAGCACUAAUGUUGGAAAACAAACAUCAUUAUGUUGUCAUCAAGGGUCACAUGUAUUUGUUUUCCAAGCUAUAGCACACCGUACAGUGCAUUCGGAAAGUAUUCAGACCCCAUGACUUUUUCCACAUUUUGUUACGUUACAGCCUUAUUCUAAAAUUGGAUUAAAUAAAUACAAAUCCUCAUAAAUCGACACACAAUAACCCAUAAUGACAAAGGGAAAACAGGUUUUGAGAAAUCUUUGCAACUAAAAAACAUAUCUUAUUUACAUAAGUAUUCAGACCCUUUGCUGAGAGACUUGAAAUUGAGCUCAGGUGCAUCCUGUUUCCAUUGAUCAUCCUUGAGAUGUUUCUACAACUUGAUUGGAGUCCACCUUUGGUAAAUUCAAUUGAUUGGACAUGAUUUGGAAAGGCACACACCUGUCUAUAUAAGGUUCCACAGUUGACAGUGCAUGUCAGAUAAAAACCAAGCCAUGAUGUUGAAGGAAUUGUCCGUAGAGCUCCGAGACAGGAUUGUGUUGAGGCACAGAUCUCGGGAAGGGUACCAAAACAUUUCUGCAGCAUUGAAGGUCCUCAAGAACACAUUGGCCUCCAUCAUUCUUAAAUGGAAGAAGUUUGGAACCACCAAGACUCUUCCUAGAGCUGGCCGCCCGGCCAAACUGAGCAAUCAGGGGGGAAGGGCCUUGGUCAGGGAGGUGACCAAGAACCCGAUGGUCACUCUGACAGAGCUCUAGAGUUCCUCUGUGGAGAUGGAAGAAACUUCCAGAAGGACAACCAUCUCUGCAACACUCCACCAAUCAGGCCAUUAUGGUAGAGUGGCCAGACGGAAGCCACUCCUCAGUAAAAGGCACAUGACAACCCGCUUGGAGUUUGCCAAAAGGCACUUAAAGGACUCUCAGACCAUGAGAAACAAGAUUCUCUGGUCUGAUGAAACCAAGAUUGAACUCUUUGGCCUGAAUUGCCAAGUGUCAAGUCUAGGGGAAACCUGGCACCAUUCCUACAGUGAAUAAAUAUAUAAUAAAUAAAUAUAUGCCAUUUAGCAGACGCUUUUAUCCAAAGCGACUUACAGUCAUGUGCGCAUACAUUUUUACGUAUGGGUGGUCCCGGGGAUCGAACCCACUACUCUGGCGUUACAAGCGCCAUGCUCUACCAAUUGAGCUACAGAGGACCACAUGGUGAAGCAUGGUGGUGGCAGCAUCAGACUAGGAGACUAGUCAGGAUCGAGGGAAAGAUGAACGGAGCAAAGUACAGAGAGAUCCUUGAUGAAAACCUGCUCCAGAGAUCUCAGGACCUCAGACUGGGGAGAAGGUUCACCUUCCAACAGGACAUCGACCCUAAGCACACAGCCAAGACAACGCAGGAGUGGCUUCGGGACAAGUCUCUGAAUGUCCUUGAGUGGCCCAGCCAGAGCCCGGACUUGAACCCGAUCGAACAUCUCUGGAGAGACCUGAAAAUGGCUGUGCAUCGACGCUCCCCAUCCAACCUGGCAGAGCUUGAGAGGAUCUGCAGAGAAACUCCCCAAAUACAGGCGUGCCAAGCUUGUAGUGUCAUACCCAAGAAGACUCGAGGCUGUAAUCGCUGCCAAAGGUACUUCAACAAAGUGCUGAGGAAAGGGUCUGAAUACUUAUGUAUACUUAUUUUUAAUACAUUAGCAAGCAUUUCUAAAAAACGUAUUUUGCUUUGUCAUUAUGGGGUAUUGUGUGUAGAUUGAUAAAAACAUAAAAUAAUAAUAAUUUUAGAAUAAGGCUGUAACGUAACAAUGUGGAAAAAGUCAAGGGGUCUGAAUACUUUCCGAAUGCACUGUAUGUUCCAUGCAGCAGGUUUUUAAAGGACCAAAGCGUUUGGUCUGCUUCCUGUUUUCAUCUUUGCCAUGGAAACAAUAUGGCUAUACUGGUAUCAUCACAUCCCUAGUAAUUACUAUAACAGUAAUGAUGUAGCUAGUGUUAUAAACUGGGUGGUUCUAGCCCUGAAUGCUGAUUGGCUGACAGUACUAUAACAGUAAUGAUGUAACUAGUAUUAUAAACUGGGUGGUUCUAGCCCUGAAUGCUGAUUGGCUGACAGUACUAUAACAGUAAUGAUGUAACUAGUAUUAUAAACUGGGUGGUUCUAGCCCUGAAUGCUGAUUGGCUGACAGUACUAUAACAGUAAUGAGGUAAGUAGUAGUUGAACAUUAUUUAGAUAUUAUAUACCCUGUAACAUGGGUAUUCAAAUCUUACUCUGCUAGAUCAAUAGUACUGCUGGUUUUCUGUUCUACCUGAUAAUGAACACCCACCUGGUGUCCCAGGUCUAAAUAGAGAGGAAGAAGUGGAAAGAUUGUAUUUGAGGGCCCUAUAAGGAUAACUACAUACAGCACUGCCUGUCUGACCUGUUGUUAUCUAAACCCGACCAACCAGAGUCUGGCUCCUCUCAAGGUUUCUUCUUCCUGCUCUUUGUGGUUCAGUAUGAUCAGUGUUUUCUCUCUUCCUGGAGGUGUGUAACCACCCGGACCUGUUUGAGCGCCAGGAGACCCGUUCUCCCUUCCACAUGUCCCUGAGACCCUACGUCAUGUCCAAGUUCCUCUACCGCAACGGACUCAUCUCCACACACACACACAGCAGGAACAAGUGAGGAACACAUUCUUAAUAUAUGACUAUGAGAAAUAAGAUCAUAAUGUUUAUUGUUAUUACGACAGACAAUCGCUUCUCUCCUUCUAUCUCGCUGUUCUCAUAUUAUAGUUUUUUAUUGUAAACCCGGACCUGGGGUUUUCCCAAACCCCCCUCCCCCCCAGUCCUUACCCUGUCUGUCCCAAUUUACCCCCCCCGGGUCAUUAAAAAAAAGAAAAAAGUGAUAACCAAAAAAACCCCCAACACCCCGGGGGGUUAAAAAAAUUAAUCACCCCCCGGGUUUUUAUUGGUUUUUUUUUGUUUUUUAUAAAAAAUUUCUUUUUAGGUUUAAAUUUUUUUUGGCAAAACCCCCUUUUUUGUUACAGCCUUAUUAUAAAUUGAUUAAAUAAAACCAAAUCCUCAUAAAGCGACAACAAAAACCCAUAAUGACAAAGGGAAACAGGUUUGAGAACUCUUUGCAAACUAAAAAACAAUCUUAGUACAUAAAAACUAUUAGACCUUUGCUGAGAGACUUGAAAUUGAGCUCAGGUGGCUCCUGUUCCAUGAUCAUCCUUGUUGCGAUUUUCUUACAACUUGAUUGGAGUCCACCUUUGAGUAACUCAAUUGAUUGACAUGAUUUGAAAGGCCCACACCUGUCUAUAUAUAAGGUUCCACAGUUGACAGUGCAUGUCAGACAAAAACCAAGCAUUAUGUCGAAGAUGUCCGUAGAGCUCCGAGACGGGAUUGUGUUGAGGGCACAGAUCUCGGGAAGGGUACCAAAACAUUUCUGCAGCAUUGAAGGUCCUCAAGAACACAGUGGCCUCCAUCAUUCUUAAAUGGAAGAAAGUUUGAACACCAGACUCUUCCUAGAGCUGGCACACGGCCAAACCUGAGCAAUCAGGGAGGUGACCAAGAACCCGAUGGUCACUCUGACGAGCUCUAGGUUCCUUGUGGGAGAUGAGAAACUUCCAGAAGACAACCCAUCUCUGCCAACACUCACCAAUCAGGCCUUCUAGGUUAGAGGUGGCCGGACUGAAGCACUCCUCAGUAAAAGGCCACAUGACACACGCUUGGAGUUUGCCAAAAGGUACUUAAAGGACCUCUCAGAACAUGAGAACAAGAUUCUCUGGUAUGAUGAACCAAGAUUGAACUCUUUGCUGAUUGCCAAGGGUCAAGUUCUAGGGGAAACCUGGCACCAUCCCUACAGUGAUAAAUAUAUAAUAAAUAAAUAUAUGCCAUUUAGCAGACGCUUUUAUCCACCAAAGCGACUAAAGUCCUAGUGCGCAUAAAUUUUUGACGUAUCGAAACCACUACUCUGGCGUUACAAGGCCAUUGCUCUUUUACCCAUUGAGCUACAGAGGACCACCAUGGUGAAGCAUGGUGGGUGGGGCAGCAUCGAAGCAGCAUCGACUACAGGCGGAAUAGUCAGGAUCGAGGGGAACGAUUGAACGGAGCAAAGUACAGAGAGAUCCUGAUUUGAAAACCUGCUCCAGAGAUUCUCCCAGACCUCCGAACUCGUGGAGGAAGUUUCACCUUCCCACAGGACAUCAUCGACCACCCCUAAGCACACAGCACAACAAAAGGAAAACGCAAGGCAGGAGUUAGGCAGCUAGAGUGGAGUGGCUUCGGACAAACAAGUCUCUGAAUGUCCUUGAGGUGGCCCAGCAGACGCCCGCCGGAACUUGAACCCGAUCACAACAUCUCGGGAGGAGUCUGUGAAAAUAGGUGCAGCAACGCUCCCCAUCCAACCUGGACAGAGCUUAGAGGAUCUGCAGAGCAACUCCCCAAACAGGCUGUGCCAAGCUUGGGUCUGCUUCUCGAGCGGAAGAUGGGCGAGAAGAGUGGGUGAGCGGCUAUAAACCAAGAAAACGAAAGAAACGAGCGACUCGAGGCUUGUUGUAAUUUGGGGUGUUGUUUUUAUAGGUUAUAUGUUGUUUUGUGUUAAUCGAUUUUGCCAAAAGGGUACUUCUUACUUCAACUAAGUGCUGAGAGGAUACAAGGGUUGACCCGGGGUCUGAGGUCUGGAAUACUUAUGUAUACGUAAUGUUUUAAUAUCAUUAUGCAAGCAUUUCUAAAAAAAAAACGUAUUUAUUUUGCUUUUUUGUCAUUAUGGGGGAUGGUGUGGAGAUUGAUGAGAGAAUUUUUUUUAUUUUAAUCAAUUUUAGAAUAUAAGGCCUGGUUUGUAAGUAACAAAAUGUGUGAAAAAGAGAAGGGGUAUGAAUACUUUACGAUGCAUGUAUGUUACAUCAGAAGGUUUUAAAGGACCAAAGCGUUUGGUUGCUUCGAGUUUUCUCUUGCCCAUGGAACAAUAUGGGCUAUACUGUAUACACAUCCUAUUCGUAAUUACUAUACAGUUAAUGAUGGUAAACUAGUAUUAUAAACUGGGUGGUUUAGCCCUGAAUGCUGAUGGCUGGACAGGUUACUAUACCGUAAUAUUGUAACUAGUAUUAUAAACGGGUGGUUCUAGCCCGAAUGCUGAGGUGGAUGAACAGAGUACUAUAACAGUAAUGAGUAAUAGUAUUAUAAAACUGGGUGGUUUCUAGCCCUGAAUGUGAUUGGUGACAGUUACUAUAACAUAAUGGAGGUAAGGGUAAGUUAGUAGGUGAAACAUUAUUUAGAUUUAUAUACCCUGUUAACAUGGGUAUUCAAAUCUUACUCUGCUAGACAAUAGUUACUGCUGGUUUUGUUAUACAUGAUAAUGAAACACCCAACCUGGUGUCCCAGGUCUAAAAUAGAGAGGAAGAAGUGGAAAGAUGUAUUUGAGGGCCCUAUAAGGAUAAACCUUACAUACAGCACUGCCUGUAUGAUCCUGUUGUUAUCUAAACCCGACCAACCAGGAGUGGGCUCCUCUCAAAGGUUUCUUCUUCCUGCUCAUUGUGGUUCAGUACUAUGAUCAGGGUUUUCUAUCUUCCUGGAGCGUGUGUAACCACCCGGACCUGUUUGAGCGCCCAGGAGAACCGUUCUCCCUUCACAUGUCCAUGAGACCCUACUACGUCAGUCCACUUCCUUCUACGCAACGGAUCAUCUACACAACACACACACAGCAGGAAAAGUGGGGAACACAUCUUCAUAAUAUGAUGAUCAGAAGACAAGAAGUAAGAUCAUGUAAGGAGUUUAGGUGGUAUUUCGGACAGCCCCGUUCAGAGGGAAUACACCUGUUCGUGCGCGUCUCUCUCGCGCUAGCGCGCGUACCUGCGAGGGAGAGAGAGAGCGCGAGAAGAAAGAGGGCGGACGGGCAGAGACGGAGAGAGAGCGGAAGGUCGCGCAGGAGAGGCGCGCGAGGCUCGAAGGGCGCGCACCGCGCGCGCAGCGUAGACGCGAGAGCGGCGAGGAGAGCGAGCGGCGCGAGCCGAGAGCAGCCGGAUAGACGAGACACGGAGAGUAGCGAUCGGGCUCUCUUCUCGCGAGUUAGAAAGAUCUCACGCGCGCGCGCGCCACGGGCGCGAGGGAGCUCCCUCUCACUCUCUCGCUCUGCACCUGUCUCCUCUUUCUAUCGCGUGCUCUAUCGCUCGGUGAUGCUCUUCUCUUUUAUCUCUGUCUCUCUAGCUCGCUAUCUCUAUCGCUAUGCUCGCUCUCUCUCUCUGCUCUUCUCUCUUUCUCAUUGUCAAUUUCCACAUUUAAGGGUUUAUUGGCAUGGGGAAAGGAAACAUAUGUAACAUUGCCAAGCACGUGAAGUCGAUAGGAAUCAAAGUGAAAAUAAUAAACAGUAAACAUUUACACUCAGAAGUUUCCAAAAUAAUAAAGACAUUUUCCCAAUGUCAUAUUGGUUUAAAUACUAGGGUUGUAACAUGUGCAAAUAGUUAAAGUACAAAAGGGAAAAUAUAUAAACAUUACAAUUGUGUUUGUAUUUACAAUGGUCUCUCUCUCUCUCUCUCUCUCUCUCUCUCUACAGGCGCUCCAGUUAUACUGUCUCCCUUCUCUCCUGAUCACAUCCAGCAGUCCCUCUUCCACAGGAAAGGUAAGUGACCCUUCAUUCUUUCACUUCAGUACAGAGGAAGGAAAGGAGAAAGACGAAGAUUCUUAGACUUGUGUUUAGAGUUAGCCCUCUGCCUCCUUGUCUCAAUGUUUAGAAAGUAGCUCUGCUCCUUGUCUAGUUUAGAAGGUAGCCUCUGACUUCCUUGUAUACAUUUUAGAGGUAGCCCUCUCUGUCUCCUUGUCUAAUGUUUAGUUAGCCUCUGCCUCCUUGUCUAAUGUUUAGAGUUAGCCCUCUGCCUCCUUGUCUAAUGUUUAGAAUUAGCCCUCUGCCUCCUUGUCUAAUGUUUAGAGUUAUCCCUCUGUAGCCAUUGUCUAAUGUUAGAGUUAGCCUAUGCAUCCUUGUCUAAGUUUAGAAGUAGCCCUCUGCCUACUUGUCUAAUGUUUAGAGUUAUACCCUAUCUGUCUCCUUGUCUAAGUUUGAGAGUAGCCUCGCAUACUGUCGAAUGUGUAGAGUUAGCCCUUUCUGCUCCUCGUCUAAUGAUUUAGAGUAGCCAUCUCUGCCUCCUUGUCUAUUGUUUUAGAGUUAGCCCUCUGCCUCCUUGUCUUAAUGUUUAGAGUAAGACCUCGGUCUACUGGUCAAUGUUAGUUAGGGACACUCUGCUUCAUUGUUAAUGUUUAGAGUUAAAGUACUUCGGUCGCUUGUCUAAUGUUUAGAGUUAGUCCUCUCUGUCUACUUGGUCUAAUGUUAGAGUUAGUCCUCUGCCUCUUGGCUUAAGUUUAGAGUUAGUCCUAUGCUCCUUGUCUAAUGUUUAGAGUUAGUCCUCUGCCUCCUUGUCUAAUGUUUAGAGUUAGCCCUCUCUGUCUCCUUGUCUAAUGUUUAGAGUUAGCCCUCUGUCUCCUUGUCUAAUGUUUAGAGUUAGUCCUCUGCCUCCUUGUCUAAUGUUUAGUUAGUCCUCUGUCUCCUUGUCUAAUGUUUAGAGUUAGUCCUCUGCCUCCUUGUCUAAUGUUUAGAGUUAGUCCUCUGCCUCCUUGUCUAAUGUUUAGUUAGCCCUCUCUCUCUCCUUGUCUAAUGUUUAGUUAGCCCUCUCUGCCUCCUUGUCUAAUGUUUAGUUACCCCUCUCUCUCCUUGUCUGAUGUCUAUGUUAAUAAGACUUUCCUCCUCUCCUCAAGGUGAUCAUGAAGGAAGUUGUUUCUCCUUCCUGCGUUUCAUCAAUGUAUCGCCAGCCGAGAUGUCCAACGUCAUGCUGCAAGGCACUGUGGUCAGGUAGGUGUCCAUGGGACACUAGAGCUUGACUACCAGUUAGUCAACAGGGUCUGUGCAUAUUGAUCAACAUCUCAAUGUUCACACAAAUGUUAACAGUUCUAGAGUUAGUAAUGAAAGAUAAUUACCAUAGACUAGACGUGAGGAUUGGGAACGUGGCUUUGAGUGGCGUAAGCACACGUCGGCGAGCCGCAGUAGUACAGAGAGAAGAGGCGCAAUAGUGAGGACGCAGGGAGCGCAGCGCACGGCAGCUCUACGAGAGGACGAGCGGAGAGGAGAAGAAGCGAAAAGAGAGAAAGAGGGAUAGAGAGCAAUACUCUAGACGAGAACGACUAGAGGACAAGAGAGAAGAAGUGCGUAUACGAAACGCCUCGAGCCUAGAACCAGACUCGAGACUUCAAAGACAUAGCUAGUUGACAGAGCGCGUGGGCAUAUAGGGAAGAGGGAGGAUAGAAAGAGUAAGCAAGAUCAUCCUUAUUCUACUCCGCUCACGCCAUUCCGUAUCUCCAAUCUCUCUAUUGCUAUAGCCAUAUCCUCUUCUCUCAUAAAUCUCUCUUUCUCUACUUCUAUCUCUCCAUCUUAUUCUCUAUCUCUCUCUCUCCUAUAUCUCCCAUUGUCACUCUGUCUUCUCUCCUCUUUCAAGGUGGUUAGCUCUUUUUCUGUCCCUGAAGGAAGCAUAUCGGCUCCACCAGAGACGCAUGUGGGGCCUGGAAGAUGGAGGAGGGGAAUGGAGGGAGGAUAGGAGGAGGAGAGGAAGAUGGGAGCGGGAGGCCCAGGAGUCCAUGUCUCUCUCGGGAGGGGUUGAUCUAUUGAUGGAAGACCUAUGCCGUUCCACAACACAAAAACCAGCACAGUGAUACAGGGAGAACAACCGACACUCAGCCUCCAGUCUCUCUCUCCCUCUAUAACUUUCUGCCAGUCAGCCUCCAAUCCUCCCUCUCUACUUUCUGCCAGUCAGCCCCAGUCCUCCUCUCUAUCAUCUAUCUAUAAUUUCUGCAAUCAGCUCACGUCCUCCCUCCUCCCUCUCUACUUCUGCCAGUACAGGCCUAACCAGUCAUCCCUCUCUCCCCUCUCUACUUUCUGCCAGUCACGCCUCCAGUCCUCCCUCUCUCCCUCUCUACUUUCUGCAAGUCAGCCUCCAGUUCCUCCCUCCUCAAUCUCUACUUUCUGCAGUAAGCCUUCCAGUCCUCACUCUCUCCCUCUAUACUUUUCUCCAGUCAGCCCUCAGUCCUUCCCUCUCUCCCUCUCUACUUUAUGCCGUCAGCCCUCCAGUCCUCCCUCUUACUUUAUGCCAGUCAGGCCUCCAGUCCUCCCUCUCUACUUUCUGCCCGUGUCAGCCCUCCAGUCCCUCCCUCUCCCCUCUCUACUUUCUGCAACAGUCAGCCUCCAGUCCUCCCUCUCUUCCUUCUAGUACUUUCUUGACAGUCCAGCCUCCAGUCCUCCCUUCUCCUAACUCUCAACUUUCUGCCAGUCAGCCUCCAGUUCCUCCCUCUCUCCCUCUCUCGCUCUCUAUCUUUCUGCCAGUCACGCCUCCAGUCCUCCCCUCUCCUCCUCCCUCUACUUUCGUGCCAGUCAGCCUCCAGUCUCUCCCUCUCUCCCUCUCUACUUUCUGCCAGUCAGGCCUCCAGUCCUCCCUCUCUUUACUUUCUGCCAGUCAGCCUCCAGUCCUAUCCCUCUCUACUUUCUGCCAGUCAGCCUCCCCAGUCCUCCCUCUCUCCCUCUCCUCCUAUAAUUUCUGCCCAUUCAGCCUCCAGUCCCUUCCUCUCUCCCCUCUCCCUCUCUUACUUUCUGCCAAGUCAGCCUCCAGUUCCUCCCUCUCUCCCUCUCUACUUUCUGCCAGUCAGCCUCCAGUCCUCCCUCUCUACUUUCUGCCAGUCAGCCUCCAGUCCUCCCUCUCUCCCUCUCUACUUUCUGCCAGUCAGCCUCCAGUCCUCCCUCUCUCCCUCUCUACUUUCUGCCAGUCAGCCUCCAGUCCUCCUUCUCUCCCUCUCUACUUUCUGCCAGUCAGCCUCCAGUCCUCCCUCUCUCCCUCUCUACUUUCUGCCAGUCAGCCUCCAGUCCUCCCUCUCUACUUUCUGCCAGUCAGCCUCCAGUCCUCCCUCUCUACUUUCUGCCAGUCAGCCUCCAGUCCUCCCUCUCUCCCUCUCUACUUUCUGCCAGUCAGCCUCCAGUCCUCCCUCUCUCCCUCUCUACUUUCUGCCAUACCAAGGGCCUGUUUAAGCUGGUCCACAUUCUGCCACCUAAAGAACAAGUGGAGAGAGCUUGAAGCAGAAUGUUGCUUCCUCUAGCUUCCCCCGGUCUUCUCUAACAACCUCAGUCUCAUCCUACCUUCCCCAGGCUAAUUCAAACAGUAGCAGACAUAUGUUCACCCUCUUAGGUUUCUCCUCUGGAAUGUCUUCUCUAGAGCAAGGAAGGUAUUGAUCCAGAGAGAGAGAUCUAGAUUUGAGAUUUAAGUCAUUUAGCAGAUGCUCUUAUCCAGAGCGACUUACAGUUAGUGAGUGAAUACAUUUUUCAUACUGGCCCCCGUGGGAAACGAACCCACAACCCUGGCGUUGCAAGCGCCAUGCUCUACCAACUGAGCUACAGACACCUGGAGAACUGCUAUAAACUUUGUGAUCCGACUCUCACCAAGAGUGUUAUCAUUUUUUUUCUACACAAUGCAAAACUGCAAACAGUCAACUGGUUUCCAGGUGGUUUCAUGACUCAGUGUCUAUAUAGCUCAGAUCCAUACUUUGUAGUCUCUCUCUGUGGCCUAACUCUCACUAGCUUGGGUUUGGUCUCUCAAAAACUCUAGCCACAUCACUGCCUAGCCUUGCCAAAUAAUGACUCUAGCCACAUCACUGCCUAGCCUUGCCAAAUAAUGACUCUAGCCACAUCACUGCCUAGCCUUGCCAAAUAAUGACUCUAGCCACAUCACUGCCUAGCCUUGCCAAAUAAUGACUCUAGCCACAUCACUGCCUAGCCUUGCCAAAUAAUGACUCUAGCCACAUCACUGCCUAGCCUUGCCAAAUAAUGACUCUAGCCACAUCACUGCCUAGCCUUGCCAAAUAAUGACUCUAGCCACAUCACUGCCUAGCCUUGCCAAAUAAUGACUCUAGCCACAUCACUGCCUAGCCUUGCCAAAUAAUGACUCUAGCCACAUCACUGCCUAGCCUUGCCAAAUAAUGACUCUAGCCACAUCACUGCCUAGCCUUGCCAAAUAAUGACUCUAGCCACAUCACUGCCUAGCCUUGCCAAAUAAUGAAUCUAGCCACAUCACUGCCUAGCCUUGCCAAAUAAUGACUCUAGCCACAUCACUGCCUAGCCUUGCCAAAUAAUGAAUCUAGCCACAUCACUGCCUAGCCUUGCCAAAUAAUGACUCUAGCCACAUCACUGCCUAGCCUUGCCAAAUAAUGAAUCUAGCCACAUAAAUAUUGACUUGCUGACUGAAGCAGAACCAGAUUUGCAUCCAGGCUCUUACAAGUAUCUGAAUCUUUCUUGACUGACAGAGCUAAGAGGAUUCUGAUCCCACUCAGUCAAUCCUAGAGAGACCCAGACAGUCAGCCACGCCUAGAGAGACCCAGACAGUCAGCCACGCCUAGAGAGACCCAGACAGUCAGCCACGCCUAGAGAGACCCAGACAGUCAGCCACGCCUAGAGAGACCCAGACAGUCAGCCACGCCUAGAGAGACCCAGGACAGUCAGCCACGCCUAGAGAGACCCAGACAGUCAGCAACGCCUAGAGACCAGACAGGCCAAGGCUAGGAACCCAGACAGUCAGCCAAGGCUAGAGAGACCCAGACAGUCAGCCACGCCUAGAGAGACCCAGACAGUCAGCCAAGGCUAGAGAGACCCAGACAGUCAGCCACGCCUAGAGAGACCCAGACAGUCAGCAACGCCUAGAGAGACCCAGACAGUCAGCAACGCCUAGAGAGACCCAGACAGUCAGCCACGCCUAGAGAGACCCAGACAGUCAGCCACGCCUAGAGAGACCCAGACAGUCAGCCAAGGCUAGAGAGACCCAGACAGUCAGCCACGCCUAGAGAGACCCAGACAGUCAGCCACGCCUAGAGAGACCCAGACAGUCAGCCACGCCUAGAGAGACCCAGACAGUCAGCCAAGGCUAGAGAGACCCAGACAGUCAGCCAAGCCUAGAGAGACCCAGACAGUCAGCCAAGGCUAGAGAGACCCAGACAGUCAGCCACGCCUGGAGAGACCCCAGACAGUCAGCCACGCCUGGAGAGACCCAGACCAGUCAGCCACGCCUAGAGAGACCCAGACAGUCAGCCACGCCUAGAGAGACCUAGAGAGACCCAGACAGUCAGCCAAGGCUAGAGAGACCCAGUCAGCCAGCCAAGGCUAGAGAGACCCAGACAGUCAGCCACGCCUAGAGAGACCCAGACAGUUAGCCACGCCUAGAGACCCAGACAGUCAGCCACGCCUAGAGAGACCCAGACAGUCAGCCACGCCUAGAGAGACCCAGACAGUCAGCCACGCCUAGAGAGACCCAGACAGUCAGCCACGCCUAGAGAGACCCAGACAGUCAGCCACGCCUGGAGAGAUCCAGACAGUCAACCAAGGCUAGAGAGACCCAGACAGUCAGCCAAGGCUAGAGAGACCCAGACAGUCAGCCACGCCUAGAGAGACCCAGACAGUCAGCCACGCCUAGAGAGACCCAGACAGUCAACCAAGGCUAGAGAGACCCAGACAGUCAACCAAGGCUAGAGAGACCCAGACAGUCAGCCACGCCUGGAGAGACCCAGACAGUCAGCCACGCCUGGAGAGACCCAGACAGUCAGCCAAGGCUAGAGAGACCCAGACAGUCAGCCACGCCUGGAGAGACCCAGACAGUCAGCCACGCCUGGAGCGACCCAGAGAGUCAGUCACGCCUGGAGAGACCCAGACAGUCAGCCAAGGCUAGAGAGACCCAGACAGUCAACCAAGGCUAGAAAGACCCAGACAGUCAGCCAAGACUAGAGAGACACAGACAGUCAGCCAAGGCUAGAGAGACCCAGACAGUCAGCCACGCCUAGAGAGACCCAGACAGUCAGCUACGCCUAGAGAGACCCAGACAGUCAGCCACGCCUAGAGAGACCCAGACAGUCAGCCAAGGCUAGAGAGACCCAGACAGUCAGUCACGACUGGAGAGACCCAGACAGUCAGCCACGCCUAGAGAGACCCAGACAGUCAGCUACGCCUAGAGAGACCCAGACAGUCAGCCACGCCUAGAGAGACCCAGACAGUCAGCCAAGGCUAGAGAGACCCAGACAGUCAGUCACGACUGGAGAGACCCAGACAGUCAGCCACGCCUGGAGAGACCCAGACAGUCAGCCACGCCUAGAGAAACCCAGACAGUCAGCCACGCCUAGAGAGAUCCAGACAGUCAGCCACGCCUAGAGAGACCCAGACAGUCAGCCAAGGCUAGAGAGACCCAGACAGUCAGCCAAGCCUAGAGACCCAGACAGUCAGCCACGCCUGGAGAGACCCAGACAGUCAGCCAAGCCUAGAGAGACCCAGACAGUCAGCCACGCCUAGAGAGACCCAGACAGUCAGCCACGCCUAGAGAGACCCAGACAGUCAGCCACGCCUGGAGAGACCCAGACAGUCAGCGACGCCUGGAGAGACCCAGACAGUCAGCCAAGGCUAGAGAGACCCAGACAGUCAGCCACGCCUAGAGAGACCCAGACAGCCAGCCAGACAGUCAGCCACGCCUAGAGAGACCCAGACAGCCAGCCACGCCUAGAGAGACCCAGACAGCCAGCCACGCCUAGAGAGACCCAGACAGCCAGCCACGUCUAGAGAGACCCAGACAGUCAGCCAAGGCUAGAGAGACCCAGACAGCCAGCCACGCCUAGAGAGUCCCAGACAGUCAGCCAAGGCUAGAGAGACCCAGACAGUCAGCCACGCCUAGAGAGUCCCAGACAGUCAGCCAAGGCUAGAGAGACCCAGACAGUCAGCCACGCCUAGAGAGACCCAGACAGUCAGCCAAGGCUAGAGAGACCCAGACAGUCAGCCACGCCUAGAGAGUCCCAGACAGUCAGCCAAGGCUAGAGAGACCCAGACAGCCAGCCUACCAGCAGGACAGCCAGACUCUCUGUAAUCCCCUACUAUUUCCCCCUUCUUGGAUCCUGGUCCAUUCCCAUUUGGCACAUGGACACUCUUUCCAAUAUCACUCUAUCCCACUGUGAUGGAUCUUUCCAACAUCACUCUAUCCCACAGUGAUGGAUCUUUCCAACAUCACUCUAUCCCACAGUGAUGGAUCUUUCCAACAUCACUAUCCCACUGUGUGGAUCUUCCAACAAUCACUCUAUCCCACAGUGAUGGAUCUUUCCAACAUCACUCUAUCCCACAGUGAUGGAUCCUUCCAACAUCACUCUAUCCACAGUGAUGGAUCUUUCCAACAUCACUCUAUCCCACAGUGAUGGAUCUUUCCAACAUCACUCUAUCCCACAGUGAUGGAUCUUUCCAACAUCACUCUAUCCCACAGUGAUGGAUCUUUCCAACAUCACUCUAUCCCACUGUGAGAGAUCUUUCCAACAUCACUCUAUCCCACUGUGAUGGAUCUUUCCAACAUCACUCUAUCCCACAGUGAUGGAUCUUUCCAACAUCACUCUAUCCCACAGUGAUGGAUCUUUCCAACAUCACUCUAUCCCACUGUGAUGGAUCUUUCCAACAUCACUCUAUCCCACUGUGAUGGAUCUUUCCAUCAUCACUCUAUCCCACUGUGAUGGAUCUUUCCAUCAUCACUCUAUCCCACUGUGAUGGAUCUUUCCAACAUCACUCUAUCCCACAGUGAUGGAUCUUUCCAACAUCACUCUAUCCCACAGUGAUGGAUCUUUUCCAACAUCACUAUCCCACUGUGAUGGAUCUUUCCAACAUCACUCUAUCCCACAGUGAUGGAUCUUUCCAACAUCACUCUAUCCACAGUGAUGGAUCCUUCCAAUAUCACUCUAUCCCACAGUGAUGGAUCUUUCCAACAUCACUCUAUCCCACAGUGAUGGAUCUUUCCAACAUCACUCUAUCCCACUGUGAUGGAUCUUUCCAACAUCACUCUAUCCCACAGUGAUGGAUCUUUCCAACAUCACUCUAUCCCACAGUGAUGGAUCUUUCCAAUAUCACUCUAUCCCACUGUGAGAGAUACUUUCCAACAUCACUCUAUCCCACAGUGAUGGAUCUUUCCAACAUCACUCUAUCCCACAGUGAUGGAUCUUUCCAACAUCACUCUAUCCCACAGUGAUGGAUCUUUCCAACAUCACUCUAUCCCACUGUGAUGGAUCUUUCCAACAUCAACUCUAUCCCACUGUGAUGGAUCUUUCCAUCAUCACUCUAUCCCACAGUGAUGGAUCUUUCCAACAUCACUCUAUCCCACUGUGAUGGAUCUUUCCAUCAUCACUCUAUCCCACUGUGAUGGAUCUUUCCCUGCAUUUGGAGCUGCUAAGUCUCAACUCUUAGCUGACCACCAGCCCCACCUCACCACUGUGUUACCAUUCAACCCUGGCUAGCCAUGCCUUUACACACGCUAUAGUCUGUUGACACAUAACCACUGGGAUUUCAAACAUUCUGUGGGCUAAAGGAUGUCUUGGCCAAAUGGUGUCAUAUUUGGGGGGUUGGUUACCAAUUACCACAGGUCCCAGGCCCUGGAAUGGAGAGAAGGGUGAUCUGUUGAUGUUCAGAACCCCACCACUAGAUGGCACUGUGGGUCUGCCCAUGUCUUAUUUUACAUGUGGUCUGAUUUUCACUCUUUGUGCUUUUAGUUCAUCCCCCAAACUUGUUUUUGAUAUUAUGUUUCAUUACAGAGAAAAUUGGUUGUCACAUUUUGCAGAGUCAUCACUUGCCGUUGACUACAAUGCGUUAUGAAAAUGUGGGCUAAAGCAUGUUAGAAAACACUGCAAAAUACUCCAACAAAAUACUCCAACAAAAUACUCCAAACAAAAUACUCCAAACCAACUCAUAUUACAUCCAAAUCCUGGUCUGAAUGAUGUCUCUACACUACAUUAUUUUAUUUUGUAUUCUACUGUCCCAUAAUUCAAACAAGGAUUUAUGGCACAGUGGACAUUUCUUUAAAAGGGUUGAGUGCAGAGAGACGACAUUCAGAAUGGGAUCCUGACGUAAUAUGAGUUGGUGUGGAGUGUUUUCUAAUAGCUUUAGACUUAUUUGCACAUUGCAUUAUAGCCAAUGGCAAUUCUCUCUUUAACAAAACAAAAUAUCACAAAAAGGGUGGGGGGGGCUCAACACAGAAAGAGUGAAAAUACAGCCACAUGUAAAAAUGGGUGAACUUCCCCUUUUAACAGCGUUUUGAAUGUUCACUGUGAACAAAACACAUGUUGCAUCACUCUCACUCACACACACACCACACACACACACACACCACACACACACACACACACACACACACACACACACACACUUUGAACGUUGUCAUAUCAUGUUGCCUAAAAACUGCCAAUGGGAAAAAAAGUUAUUAUGUUGGUUUAUAAAUGAUUCCUUGAUCAAUAGGUCAUCUGUUUCUCUCUACUCUUCUCUUUUUUACUCCCCUCCAUGUUUGUCUCUGUUCUCCCAGGACCUGGUGUCACCGUGUCACAGACCGGGCUCUGAUGGGUCACUGUGAUGAUUCUGGUCCAAAGUAGACACUAUGCCAACUCCACCACCCUACGACCAGGCCCUACCCACAACAAACACCCACGUUCUGCUCACCGCUGGGCCAAGGGUGAGUCCCCGGUGCUGUGAGCGAGGAGGUGUGUAGAGGAGAGUGCUGUGUGGGGGUGUGGAAGAGAGAGAAGGUAAAUAAAUAUGUGGUCAAACAGAGGACAAACAGAAACGCAGGAGACGUUUUUAGAGUCACUGUCUCGUUUUAGAGUGCCAGCUGGAAGACAACGAGGGGGUCACCUACACAACACCACACACACAGAGAUAUACACACACAUACACACAUCACACACACACACCACACACAGAACCACAUGUUAGGCAGUAAGGCUGCUCUUGUCGCAUGUUUCCAAAGCAACACAUCUCUCCCCCCGUUACCCUGUCCUCGCGCGACCACCCAAAAUGCUGAACGUCUCUUCUCUCUCUCACACAACACAACACACACACACACACACAACACACAACACACCCCACACACACCACUACACAGAGAGAGCAUGGUCUGAUUCACGAUCAUAGGUCUCCACAUCAAACAAAGAGACCGAGUCCCUCCAUCACGCCUCUUCGUCUCUGCUCUCUCCCUCCAUCAUCUAUUUCUAGUUCUCUCUCCCUUGUUCAUGCCAUCCAUCCCUCUCUUCCCCAUCCCUGAGAAUAACCCAAAACACAGGGGUCAAAACUCAAUGUAGACCCUUCAGUUGUGUACUCAUUCGGGUUAAUUAAGCGCUCCGGACACUAGCAAGAUCAGAAGUAUCCCCUAAUCAAACUCUAAAGAGCUUGUGCCCACCGCUCUUUAGGUUUGAGUUUCCCUCAUGUGGAGGUUGGCAGGAGCAGAGACCCCUGCCGGUGCCAGAUGGCAGCGCACGUACAUUAUUAUACAUCACAGAGAACUAGGGGCCUGUGACCCCGGCCCUGUGACACCGCUGUUGACCCCCGAGUUGACGUGUGUAGCAUAGCCUUGCUCCUUCGGUGCUGAACCCUGGUGUAUAUUUUACCUGCCGAACGCCCUGGUGUGUAUUUUAUCUGCCGAACUCUGGUGUAUUUACCUGCCGAACCAUGGUGCUAUUUUACCCUAGUGAACCCUGGUAUGGAAGGAUAAUACCACUGGGACUGAGGGUUCGCCCUUGUUUAAAUGGCGUUUAAAAGGGCCCGUGGCCCCAAGGACUGGUGUUCCCGAGGUACACCGGUCCAAGGGACGGAUCCCGGGCCCGGGUCCAGGUUGGUCCCCGAAGGGAACAGUGGGGGGAAGGGGCAAGGAGGGGUUUUUUGUUGGAAAGAGGCCAGGGGCCGGGAGGGGUUUCAAAAGGGCACGGAUGGGUCCAAAGGGGCACAGAUGGGCAAAGGGGCCAAUGGUCCAAAAGGGGCACAGGAUGGGCCCCCAGAAGGGCACAGAAUGAGGGGGGCACAGAUGGGUCAGAAGGACAGGAGGGGUCCAGGGGGCCAGGUUUUGGGCCUAAGGCCCCGGAUGGGUCAAGGGCACAGGAUGGGCCCGAGGGUCACAGGAGGGGCCCCAAGGGCACAGAUGGUCCGAAGAGGGCACGUUUGGUCCAAGGGCACAGAUGGUCCAGAAGGGCCAUUUCCAUGGACAAUGGUCCAGGGCACAGGAUGGGCCCAAAGGGGGGGGCACAGGAUGGGUCCAAAAGGGCACAGGAUUGGGCCAGAGGGGGCACAGGAUGGGUCCAAAAGGGGCACAGGAUAAGCAACUGAUCUUAUGAAUCACCCCACAAAAAUUUUGUUAACCCUGUCAUAUUUCCCUUUUUUAACAAUUGGGUGGAUUUUUCGCUUGGAUUCAGAGCCGGACGGGGUUGUGUUGGCCACUUCAGUUGGAAUGAACUUAAUCAAUCAACAUCGAACAACUUAAUCAAAUGAACAUUGGAAAAUCAAUUCAAUUUCUUUUUUUUUAAUUGCUCCUUAGGUAACGGCGGUUCCCAUGGAGCGUUACUGUGACGACCGCAGCGCUGAGUACGAGUUUGGGAGAAACGCUGGCAGGAGGGCAAGGCCGCCAGCGUGCUUCCUGUACGGGUCCCCUUAUCUGGCCUCUGAUUGGAUUCCGCGACACCUUUCUAAACCCACGAUGCCUGGGAGGAUGGCCUCACCCCCGCCACGGCUGGUCCCCAUCAAAUCCAGGUCGGAGACCC
Coregonus sp. 'balchen' is the source of this 44218-nucleotide messenger RNA. The record is from the annotation of a GenBank genome assembly. NCBI's taxonomy places the organism in Eukaryota, Metazoa, Chordata, Actinopteri, Salmoniformes, Salmonidae.